GAGAGAAGCUUAUUUAGGGAGAGGGAGGGACUCGAUGCGGCCAUACAGGCUGCGGAGUGUUUAUUUAUUUGUGCUGGCUCCCCUUUUUCUUUAUUUCUUAUUAUUUGUCAACUGAUUUUCCAAAAUGAGGUUAAAAGUUGGAUUUCUCCUUCGAAGUUUACUGGUCAUCGGCACGUUUUUGGGGCUGGUUUUGCUCUGGUCUUCGCUGACACCGAAGGCAGUCGACGAUAACCCGUUUGCUGGAGCUCUGGCAGGACGAGAUGCAGGUAAACUCUUGCAGCCCAACCUUCCCAACAAUGACAUGGCUGACCAGUUCAAGCCGGUUGUUCCUUGGCCCCACGUCGAAGGAGUUGAGGUCGAUCUAGAGUCUAUCCGCCAGAAAAAUGGUGACAAGCCAAACCCUGCAUUCAAAGCCCAGAACCAGCAGAAUGUCAUCCAGAAGCAAUAUGUCACUUUCAAGCCUCACACCAAUGUUUAUAGUGAUCCUGUGUUGAAGAAAGGAAUUCUGGGCAACUUUGAGCCUAAGGAACCUGAGCCUCAGGGGGUCCAGGGCGGACCGGGCGAGGGCAGCAAAGCAUUCGUACUGGGACCAGAGUACAAAGAUGCUGUUCAGGCCAGCAUCAAGGAAUUUGGUUUUAAUAUGGUAGCCAGCGACAUGAUUUCUCUGGAUCGAACCGUCGGCGACUUACGACAUGAAGAGUGUAAAUACUGGCACUAUGAUGAAAACCUCCUCACCUCCAGCGUGAUCAUUGUCUUCCAUAAUGAGGGCUGGUCCACCCUGAUGAGGACGGUGCACAGCGUCAUCAAAAGAACCCCAAGGAAAUACUUGGCUGAGAUUGUCAUGAUUGAUGACUUUAGUAACAAAGUUCAUCUUAAAGAGAGGCUGGAGGAGUACAUAAAACAAUGGAAUGGGUUGGUCAAACUGUUCCGCAAUGAGAAGAGAGAGGGUCUGAUCCAGGCCAGGAGCAUAGGAGCCCGCAAAGCCACUCUGGGACAGGUGCUGAUCUACCUCGAUGCUCAUUGUGAAGUUGAGGUGAACUGGUACGCCCCGCUGGUGGCCCCCAUUUCAAAAGACCGAACGGUCUGCACAGUACCGUUGAUAGAUUACAUAGACGGCAAUGAUUAUACCAUAGAGCCACAGCAGGGAGGGGAUGAGGACGGUCUGGCGCGAGGCGCCUGGGACUGGAGCCUCCUGUGGAAAAGGGUCCCUCUCAGCAGCAGGGAGAAGGCUAAGAGAAAGCAUAAGACAGAGCCUUAUCGGUCUCCUGCAAUGGCUGGAGGACUCUUUGCAAUAGAGAGAGAGUUCUUCUUUGAGCUGGGCCUCUAUGAUCCAGGCCUUCAGAUCUGGGGAGGAGAAAACUUUGAGAUAUCCUACAAGAUAUGGCAGUGUGGUGGGCAGCUUCUGUUUGUGCCAUGUUCACGGGUGGGGCACAUCUACCGUCUGCAGGGCUGGCAGGGAAACCCACCUCCUGCUCAUGUAGGCUCGUCCCCCACACUUAAGAACUAUGUGCGGGUGGUGGAGGUGUGGUGGGAUGAGUAUAAAGACUAUUUCUACGCAAGUCGACCUGAGACUCUGACGCUGGCCUAUGGAGACAUCAGCAGCUUGAAAAAGUUCAGAGAGGAACAUCGCUGCAAGAGCUUCAAGUGGUUCAUGGAAGAGAUCGCCUAUGACAUCCCUCUACAUUACCCACUGCCUCCAAAGAAUGUGGAAUGGGGAGAGAUCCGUGGGUUUGAGACCAGCUACUGCAUUGACAGCAUGGGCCACACCAAUGGUGGCAAUGUCGAAAUCGGGCCUUGUCAUAGAAUGGGUGGAAAUCAGCUCUUUAGAAUUAAUGAAGCAAACCAGCUCAUGCAGUAUGACCAGUGCCUGACAAAGGGGGGAGACGGAACUGCUGUCAUCAUAACACACUGCAACUUAAACGAGCACAUGGAGUGGAGAUAUUUUAAGGAUCUACAUCGAUUUACACACAUACCUACAGGGAAAUGCUUGGAUCGCUCUGACGUCUUGCACAAAGUUUAUAUAGCUGACUGUGACAACAGCAAGAGCUCGCAAAAGUGGGAGAUGAACAACAUUGUGGCAGUUUGAGAGCCAGGCUCAAAUGUGCUUCAAGGAUAAACACUGACUACAGCAACAGGUUUUACCAGAAUACAUGUGACUAAUUACGUUUUAGUCAUCACCCGAAUAACUCUGAACUCUGAUCAUACACAUAAACUUUUUUUCUCCAUUGAAGACAAUGUUUACAUCGGUUCAUCCCCAGUGUCCAUCGCAUGGGUUUUUCUUUGGAAUCUGUGGAAUGGAGGGGUCUACCUAACAGAAUGUUUUUCUCUUACACAGAAUGUGCACAAUGUGUGCUGAGAUGAAUUGUCUAAUACCACUUUUGUUGCUGCUCCAUUAUAAAAUACAGGUUGUCCAUCAAGUACUGGGAUGCAUAUAUUUUUUUAACACUGAACCUUUUUAUGUUUGAGGUGACAACCUGCCACUUGAACUAUUUUCGUCUUUGGCACAAUGGCAAUUUUUUUUGCCAUAUACUAUGGGUAAAGAAUGGGAGUGGAGAGAAAAAGGGAUAUAGGGUCAACAAUGAGAAGAAAAAAAAGUGAUACAUUUAUUUUUUUUCUACUGCAUUCAAAAGUUUGCUUGGUUGGGGGAAUAGAUGUUUAUUUGUAUGUGAAAAUCAACAUUUGAUUAUAAUACUAUUCAUGGCCAAAAAUCAUCUCAAGCAAAGUUAUGUUUUAAGGGCAAGAAUGAUUGCGAUGUGUGCAUUUUUGUACAAUGUAAAUAUGAUUAUUUCUAAAUUAACAUUUUGAGAUAUGGUGGGCUUCCCAAUGAAGGUGUAAAUAUCUAACUUAUAAUGGUUGUUUUCUCAAGAAAAUAAAUGGAACAUUUGUAUGAAAGUGCUGUUUGUAGCAGGUUUAAUGAUAUUUCAAUCAUUUAGAUGAUCAUAAGGAUAACAUUUUUGUAGCCUGAUGGCAAUGUUGUUGGCACUUUCCAUAAAUAGGGUAUCCCAUUGGUUGCCUGUUUUGUAAGAAACAUAUAUCACAUCUUUUCUGUAGCAAAAUUGUUAGAUGAAAUAUAAUCUAAGAUAUGGAACCAUGAAAAGUAGGCCUUUUAAGCAUGUUUAAUACUGAAGCCAUACUAUUGUUUCUUGACAACAGAGUUGUUCCAAAUUGUCCAAAAGAGUUGCAUAGCUCAAAUUGUAAGCUUAAACAGGUUAUAAUUAGUAGGUCGAUAUUUUGUUUUCAGAGUUGCUGAAAUAAAGAACCACCUCCCUUUAUUGAGAAAGGUUUCAUGCUAUUUUGUACUCCAUUCUUGGAAAGUGCCUACUAAAAAAUGGAAGUGAUCCCAAGCAUUUGAAUAAUUACCAAAGACUGUCUGUGUGCUGCUUAGGUUGUUCAAGGCAGUGGACUGAGUGUGUGCAGGAAAAGCAUCAGCUAUGCAGCAAUCUUUUGGAUGCAGGUGAGCAGAUGCCACUUGUAUGAUAUAUGGCACACCUUAUAGUGACUGCGUAGAACAAUAUACCUAACCUGUAUAUAGAACCACUUGUCACUUGGCCAAGCAAAAGCCAAACCAAACAUAAAUCAUUCAUGUACUUAAGUCUAACUGUGGUUACAGAUUGGUUGCUUGUGCAUUUACGUCUCUUAUUUUUCAGAUCAAGUCGUCCAUUUGAGAAAUUAGUAGUUCCCUCUUCAACAAGUCAACCAAAUGGCCAAAACGUAUAUUUAAAAAAAAAAAAAAAACUUGGUUUAAGACCAUAGUUCUUAUGGCCACCUCACAAGAAACUAAGCCUAAUUGAAAAAAAGUUCAGUCUAUUAGAAGUACAAAACUCUUUUUAAUGUAGAGUUGCACCUGCUUGUAAAACUAGGAGUACAUACAGAACAGCUUUAAGAGUUCUAAAACAAGCAGAACUGAACAAACUAAAAGGUUUUUAUUUUUAAACACUUAAAAAAAAGAAAAAGAAAAAAGUAAAUACAAUUUGCCUAGUCCAUUAGUAAUUUUUAUAUUUCAAUAAUCUUACUCAACUAAGCUGCACUAGCUGCUAUGAACUUAAACGUGGUCUGACAAUACAGAAAUCCUGCAAAAUUCUUUAAUAAGUCAAAAUUGCACACAGUGAAAAGGGGAAUUGGUCAUAAUAUACAAAAUAAAAAAAGGAUUCAGUCUACACAACUUUAAAGCUUGUUUUAAAAAUUGAGACACCACACAAAUCCAAGUUGUUCCUUAUUUGUCUUAAAAUGGCAGUAGAAAUAAUAUUGAACAGGGAAAAGAAACCAAAGCAACCACAG
Molecule: messenger RNA, 4278 nt
Organism: Cyprinus carpio (common carp)
Lineage: Eukaryota; Metazoa; Chordata; Actinopteri; Cypriniformes; Cyprinidae
Product: N-acetylgalactosaminyltransferase 7-like
Cellular component (GO): Golgi apparatus
Source: RefSeq, a predicted model, not a curated record